Mycosarcoma maydis (corn smut) is the source of this 1005-nucleotide messenger RNA. RefSeq lists its product as uncharacterized. The transcript is spliced from 3 exons. Bases 1 to 1005 code for a protein of 334 amino acids. Lineage: Eukaryota; Fungi; Basidiomycota; Ustilaginomycetes; Ustilaginales. Gene Ontology annotation, cellular component: plasma membrane; endoplasmic reticulum. The record is from RefSeq and is a predicted model, not a curated record.
AUGUUCACAAACAUCUUGCUCAAACGCGCCGGUAAUCGAGCUCUCGAUGUCAACCCACCCAACGCCGAUAUUCAUCUGGGACGAUGGGGAAGUGAUUGGGGUUGGGUCGUUUUCUGCGUCAUGGCCGCUUCUACUCUCGGUCUCCUUGUCUGGACGUUCAUCCUGCCCAGAAAGAGGAGAACUUUCCACUAUCUGCUCACCGCCGUACUUGCAAUCUCCACCAUCUCGUGGUAUUCUCAGGCCAGCGACCUCGGUGCCACGCCCAUCACGACACAGUUCCUUCACAACAGCCAACGCGGCGGCGGCUAUGGAGGUUACCCAACGCGCCAGAUCUGGUACAGUCGCUAUGUCGACUGGACGCUCACUACGACUCUUCUUCUGCUCAGCUUGCUACUCAUCACCGGUCUCCCGUUGUCCAUCAUCUUCAUCACCCUCUUCUUCAACAUUCUUAUGAUCGUCUGCGGUCUUUUGGGUGCUCUGACCCGAACCAGAUACAAGUGGGGCUACUUUGCCUUCGCUUGCGCUGCACUCGGCUACGUCUUGUACCACGUCUUUGCUUCGGGUUUGCGCUCGUCUCGAAGACUCGGCUCUAGAUUUGGCCGUGCUUUUCUGGCUGCCUCACUGUUGCUGGCUAUCAUCUGGCCAAUGUACCCCAUCUGUUGGGGUUUGAGCGAAGGUGGAAACGUCAUUGGCGUAAGCGCUGAGUUCCUCUGGUAUGGUCUUCUGGACAUUUUCUCCAAACCUAUCUUUGCCUUCUUGUUUCUCGGUAUGCUGAAAAAGUGCGACUACGGAGCACUUCGUCUGCGAUCCGGUAAACGAUCGGAAGAAGACAGCGAUGUACACGAGCCGAGACGUGAAAACAUGGAGAAGGAUCACGAGCGCAUUGGUUCUCUGCCUGACCACAACGCCGAUGACAGCAACAGGGUAGGUACUCAUCCCGCCAUGCGUGCUUCGGUUGGCACCACGCAACCCGCUGCUGGCGUUCCACACACUCUUGUUACCUGA